Clonostachys solani is the source of this 6261-nucleotide messenger RNA. The record is from the annotation of a GenBank genome assembly. NCBI's taxonomy places the organism in Eukaryota, Fungi, Ascomycota, Sordariomycetes, Hypocreales, Bionectriaceae.
AUGGCUUCAUUACAAGCACAGGUCGAUGGCGUGAAGGCGGCCGUCGCAUCACCCUCGACCUGCACACCAACCACCGUCGUGAUACUCAAGAAGCUGCUCCUUCCCGAACCUGGCGAAAUAAGCUCCACGACAACCACCAAACAAUCUACCGCUCGAACGACCAAAGCGACCGCGAAGACGACGAAAACAAAGCUCGAUGCGACCGCCGCUUCCAAGGAGGGGCUGAGUCCCAAGGAUAGGACGGCACUGGCCACACAUGUAAUAAAUGCGACCAUCAAGUCUCUCACCGAAGCUACGAAGCCCGCGCCGCCAGCCACGCCCUCUCGCCGGUCUGUCGAGGCCCCCGCGGAUCAACAGUCUGCUAGCCGGCCAAGGACGCUGCGGCGGUCGGUAUCUGCGCCCCUCUCGCCGCUACAGCCCAGGACCCUGAACCGAGUCGCGACCUCACCCAACAUCGCCGCCAAGGCAGCCAAAUCGGCAAUGGCCAGCCAAGUAGCCAGGAUGGGCGCGACGGUCGAGUGUUCUCGCCUCGCGUUCGCUUGCCUGCGGUCUGUCAAGGGUCCCAUUAAAGUCGAUCAGACCGAUUUCCAGAUAGAGAGUGGCAUGUCGUUGUUGAUCACCAAGCUUGUUGCCCUGGGCUUUAGCGAGUUCGCCAUCAAAGAGCUGAGGAUCCUCAAGCGCAGGUUGGAAGGGCGCGCAACCUCGGACAGCGGUUCCUCCAAGUCCGAGUCCCAGACCGUAUGCGACCUGCUCGAUUUCCAGAAGAUUGCCUCCCCAAACAGUCUCUCGAUUGUUGCCGCCUGCCAGAUCCAAGCUCUCAAGCUGAUUUCCUCUGCGAAGAAGCCAGCGCAUGUCGAAGGUGUCGUUCCUUUCCUUCGCGAGUUGAGUCCACUCUCGCCAUUGAAUAUUUUGCCCAAAAUCGCCCAAGGAGGGGAAAGUCACGCGUCCAAGGCCGCUCGCCAAAUGGCAACUCUCUGCCAGACUCUGCUCUCCAUGGCGCCCAGUGUCUCAAGCAGCGAGGAUGAGGUCGCGCUGGAGCCUCGAUUGAGCGCUGCUCCCAUAAUUGCUCUCGAGCUUCAGAUACUGGCCUUCAAGACUCAGCUUAGGUGGUGGAAGAUUGCCGGCCACAAGGGCAAAGUGGAGGAAGAGCUGUUGUCUCCAUACUCGCGAUGCCUCAAGUGUUUUGUUCGACGCCAGCUGGCUAUUGAUGCUUCUGCCUAUCAGAUGCUUUCAACCUCCUACGACGAUAUCAUGUCUCUCAUCCGAUCCCAAAAGUACGAGCCCGAAACGAAAAUUGGUUCCCCCAUGGCGUCCGUCUAUCAAUCCCUCGGCGCCGCCGCCCAGGGCGCCCGACAGUACGAAGUCGCUUUCCAAUGGUUCAGUAUUCUGCGGGAUCUCGUCCGACCCGAUCAUGAGUCGUCAGUCUGUGUUUCUUCGGCCUCUGCUCGACUUCUCUCGGUGGCCUUGAAACGAUCUCGAUUAACGCUUGACGACGAGCGCCUGAUCCAAGAGGUGAUAGCUGGACUGAAUUCGCCGUUGAGCGGCACUUCUCAGGAGGUCAACGAUCUCUUGGAGAGUCUCUCCCAGGCGAGGCGCUCAGUCGCAGGAUUGUUGAUGAAAGCUUGGAACGACUCCAAUCUGGUGACAGGUGCCAUGGCAAGGCUGCUCCAAGAUUUCAUUGUCAAGUUCCCUCGGUUUGUUGCUCGUUGGCUUGGCGCGCCCCCUGGUAAAGGCAGCUCAGCAAAACAGCUGCUUCAGUUCGACUCUAGACGGACAAUCGUCAUGCAAUCAAUCAACCAGGUCUUGGACGCGACGCUGAUGGUCGUCAAACGCCAAAUCCAGUCUGGCUCCGAUGUUUGGGAUUCCGUGAAUGAGAUCCUGCACGAUUGCCGUCUUCUGUUAAGCAAUGCCCACGACCCUACAGUCUCCUCUUCGCAGCUCUCGGCUUAUUACACAAAGAUCUCGACUCUCUAUUUCUCUAUGUUUUCUCAGCAUCGCAGAAAGGCUGGGCAGUCAAAAGCAGAUAAGAAGCGGGCAUAUCAGGCGCUGAAUGCAUCUAUCGACACCAUAAAGGACAACUCUUUAGCGGAUAAGGAGCAGGCCCAGUUCACAACAAAGCUGGAACUUCUCGCUGACUUCUGCAAGGCGGCAGGUAGGAACGAAGAUGCAGUGAAGAGUCUCCGAUCCAUCUGUACACACCUGAUUGAGGAUGGUGUCUUGGCUGACGUGACGACUGCCCUGGCCGCUCAUUCUCCACGCGUCGCUUGGGGGAUGGCAGAGAAGGCAUCAACCCUGUCGCGCGCUUUGCGGUCCAUUGCUAGCCUCGACGACUCGUGGAAUGACUGGACCUUCUUUCUCCCAGAGGCCGAGCGCGCCACAGUCCUGGAACACCUUGUCCAUAUCAGCACCGAAGUUACGAGUCAGAAUAAACCGCUCCAACUUCACGAUCCAGGAAUGGCUGCUCUACUCCGAAUCCUGACUGCUGAGAGAUUCCCUAUCCGGCGCUUGCGUGUCCUCUUCUUGCUCCUUGCUCAGCAGCUUGGUAGACACGAUAGCACCGAUGACGUUGCUACUCUAAUCGACCAAGCAUUCAAACACCUCCAGAAGGAUCUUGCUGAAGAUGCUGGACUUGCUUCCUUUGUCCCUCAUUUUCGGAACUACAACAUUUCUCUCACCGCUCUUGGCAGCGCUGAGGACAAGUUCCCUGCAUCUGCGUUAAAGGACUGUAUCCAAGCAUGGUCUAGGAUGAUGCAAAGUUGCGAAACUCAAGACCAAAUCAAGGCUGUAAUCGAUGAUCCUGAAGGCCUUCUCGACCAUCUCCUGGCAGCAAACCACCUGGCAGGCCUGAGGGGGGAGACCGCUCUGCAGGUCUCAAUCCUGGAGCUUUGCAUAAUCAUUGCAAAGGCCUGUCGGAGCUCGAACGAGGAUGACUUGAUUUUGUAUCAUUGCUACCUUGCGUCGCAGUAUGUUUCUACUGGCCUCUUUAACAAAGCGUCCGCGACACUCAACGAAGCAAAGCAACUCAUCAAAGAACGACAAGAUGCUGCGCCGAGGGUCAUGAUCGACUAUUACCUCUCCCAAGCAGAAUACUCGGCCGGGAUUAACCAGACUCAGCAGGCCAUGGUAUGCCUCAACAAAGCCAACGAUAUUCACAGUGCCCCCUCCUCUUCGUGGAGUACCUUCAAAGCCCAGGCUACUCUAUUGCGUUCGCAAGCUUCUCUUGCGCAGUCGGUGGUGGCUCUCCAGAAGGGUGAUCUGCAGGCGGCCUUGAAAUGGGGUCGGCAAUCCGUCAAGACGCUCUCAUCAGAAUGGAACUAUCUUGAUGGUCCCUCUAUGAGUCCCAGCGCGCAGCCCGAGCCGAGUUUGGCGGAAAGCGUUCUCGGGAAGGCCAGUGCCAAACCACCUUCGCCGGCUGUUUUCGGUACCCGGUUGUGGGUUCUUGCCGCACCGCUCAUGAAGAGCCUCCUGCAAAUAUCCUCGGUUUAUUCGCACAUUGGGAUGUUCCAGGAGACCAUUUAUUUUGCUGAAACUGCUCUCCGCGUUGCCGACGCGACCCGCUCAUCCAUGUACGAGGCCGAGAUCAAGUCCUGGAUAGCAUCGCAAUAUGCCAGAGCAGGGAACCUGGAGAAGGCUCUGCCAUACCUCCAGGGAACGAUUGAUUGUGUCCCCAACGACGCCUCUGCUACCCGUGCACGGCUUGCCAGACAGCUUGGCAUCGCCUUUCAGCAGAUGGGCGAGGAGGAGCAGUCUUUGGAGUAUAUGAAAAUGGCGGAAGAGACAGUGCACAGCUUAGCUCGUCUUGGCGACAUAACGGCAGAGGAUACCAAUACAUCGACUGCUAUGGCUACCAAGGGACGACGCGGAGUUGCCGCGACAAAGCGGCCAGCAGCAACAAAGACCACCAGAGCCAGAGCUGCAACGACAACCGCCCGAGCCACAAAGCGAGCUCCCGCAACCAAGUCAAAGGCGGCCCCUGCCCAGGAAAUCACCCCGAGAGUCCCUACCGACGUAUAUCAAGCAUCUCUACUGGCAUCUAUCAUCCUUGCACGAGCCGUGAGCUCCCUUCAACAGCAAGAUUGGGCUUCCGUGUCUGCUGCACUCGAAUCAGUGAGGGAACUGCCUAAGCUCUCUGAGUCCUCCUUUAUGGAGCAACUUAUUCUUGCUAGCCAACAUAUUGGGAUGAGCAUGGAGAAGAUGAUCCAGGAUCCCGUUUUUUCCGUGAUGCAGGACUCGACGAUCUCAUUCCCAGCCGUUGUGCAAGGGGCCACGGACAAGCCUUUAGGCGACAAAUGCCAGUCUCCUCCACGAAAGGGUCGGGCUGCUUUGACCAGCAGCAGGGCUUCUAAGGAGGUAGGCACACCGGCAUUUGCUGAUGCAUUGAAGCAGGCACAGGAAGUCUUGCUCGAUGCCCAGGAAGUUGCUUUCUCGUGUGGUGACAAUGGCAUGCUGCACAGGAUCUCCAGCCUGUUGCAAGGAACGGUCAUCUCCCUCACCGCAGCAUCAUCGCCCAAGAUCAAGGCCAUGAUCCGGUCAGAUCUCACAACUGUGGCCGUGGAAUUGGCCCGAAAUGCAGCCUGGAAGCGAGAACAAUUGACCCUACAGGUUACUCCAUCGGCUGCCGAUGCAACCCAGACGUCGGAGAGGGAAGACUCACCUUCCCUCGCUACUAAGAUGGAGAAUCUGAGCCUCACGGCCGAUAUGGCCAGUUUCCAAAACCAGUUCAUUGAAAUGGUCCCUGAAAACUGGAGCGUCAUCUCCAUGUCCUUGAGCGAGGAUCAGCAUGAUCUUUGCAUUACCAAGUUUCAGGCCGGCCACAGCCCGUUCAUUCUGCGUCUUCCUUUGGAGAGAGCCAACUCGCGAGAUGCCGACUCGGAGAUUUUCAACUUCUUCCAUGGCCGCCAGGAACUCCUCGAAAUUAUCAAGAUGGCCAACGAGACCAGCCAUUCCUCACGAGAUCUCACCACCAAGGCCGCGAGGAAUGCUUGGUGGGCUGAGCGAGAAGCGCUUGAUGGGAGACUGAAAGAGCUUCUAAUGGCUGUGGAGACUACUUGGCUGGGAGGCUUCAAGGGUAUUUUUUCGCAGCACAAGAGACAGUCUGACCUUCUGGCUCGAUUUCAAAAGACGUUCCAGCAGAUCCUUGGCAGAACACUUCCAUCCAGGACCAAGGCGCGGGGCAAGAGGACGACAGCCAAGGCUCCUCCUGCCAUUACGCUGGACCCCCGAAUCCUGGACCUCUUUGUUGGGCUAGGAGACCCAAGUGAGCCCGAUUGCGAUUUUGACGAAGCUCUCAAUGAUCUCCUCUACUUUGUGAUAGACAUCCUGCAGUUCCACGGAGAGAGGAAUGCCUACGAUGAAAUCGACUUUGAUGCCAUGGUCGUGGACAUGUACGAUGCUCUACGAGGAUACUACCAGGCUACGGAGGGUGAUGGCAGGCGUGAAGAAGAUGCCCACACCGUGCUGGUCCUGGAUAAGGCGCUCCAUGCGUUCCCCUGGGAGUCUCUUCCAUGCAUGGACGGUCUCGCGGUGUCCCGAGUGCCAUCAUUGGCAUGCCUGCAGCGGCUAUUGAAGGAAGCAAAGAUGCCACAGGCGACGGCUCAGCAGUCCAAGGGCCACUACGUCUCGACUGAGAACGGCACGUAUAUGCUCAACCCAUCCUCGGACUUGAAGAAUACCCAGAGCUAUUUCCAAAAGUCGUUCGGCGAGCUCUCGUCUUGGAAGAGCAUCGUUAACAAGGCACCCAAGGAAGAAGAGUUUGAGAAUGCGCUCUCGACCUCAGAUGUCCUGCUGUACUUUGGCCACGGAGGUGGUGCUCAGUACAUCCGCGGCAAGACCAUCCGCCGCCUCGAGAAGUGCCGCCCCGCCACGUUCCUCAUGGGAUGUAGCUCGGCCGCGUUGACGGACGCGGGAGAGUUUGAGUGCUACGGCCCCGUGUGGAACUACCUCGUCGCCGGGUGCCCUGCCGUUGUUGGCACUCUCUGGGACGUCACAGACAGGGACAUUGACCGUUUCGCCGGGCGCGCCUUUGAAGAAUGGGGCCUGUUCAGGAAGGGAACGUUCAAGGAGGCGGACAAGGGGAAGGGCAUUGCCAAGGGUCCGGCAAAGACGGACGAAGAGGCCGGUAGGCUCGUGUCUGGGGCAUCUCUUUCUGAGGCGGUGGCUCGCGCGCGAGAUGCCUGCCGGAUGAGAUAUCUCAACGCGGCGGCGGUGGUGAUGUACGGAAUCCCUGUGUAUAUUGAGAGGGAGGUGGAGGAGGCUGCAUGA